This is a messenger RNA of Ziziphus jujuba (common jujube), 1206 nucleotides long. RefSeq lists its product as uncharacterized. The transcript has 6 exons. The record is from RefSeq and is a predicted model, not a curated record. The coding region runs from base 129 to 851 and encodes 240 amino acids. NCBI's taxonomy places the organism in Eukaryota, Viridiplantae, Streptophyta, Magnoliopsida, Rosales, Rhamnaceae.
UUGCCGAAAAAAAAAAACCCUCCGUUUUAUUUUGUUAUUGAUUUUUUUUCUUAAAAUUUAUUUUUCAAGCAGAAUAUUCGAGCUGGUAUAUUUGCGCACAGCUUAGAGAUGAACGUGGCAGUCGAGAAAUGGCUUUUUGGAGAAAGUUUCUUUAUCCAGUAAUACGACAAUCUCUGAUUCUAAAACCUUCUUCCUGUUCAUCAAUCUCUCUUUCCAGACGACUAUUUCAUGGUAAGUUGGAAUCUCUAAAGGGCCCUGAACCUCUACUUGGAAGCCGCGCUUCAAGAUUUCAAUGGAAAUUGAAUGCUCAACGAAAACGUUUGCGGAAUUUCUAUUUCUCAGGCAGCAAAUUGGGAAUUGGAAGUGUCAUUGGCUUUUCAGCUGUAAUUGGAUCAAUAAGCUUUUGGUCGCGUGUUGGAUAUUCUAUGGAUGGCCGUGAUAUAUUGGUGCAUGAUGAUCAUGUAGAAUCAUCAUGUGCUUCAGAUUUUGAAGAAGAACCAUAUUCCCUCUGGACAUUUGCAAGAAAAUUUUGGCUUCCUAUUUUCUUCUUGGUUACUCUAUGGAUGCAUUUGGAUCGUCCAAUUACAAUAAUUGCAACUAAAGUGAUUCUUUUCCUCCUUACAACAAAACCUAGUAGAUUUUCUGUCUAUGUUUUUGUUGAUGAGCUAUGUCAUCAAUGUAUGCGCCAAGAGCCUCAAUUGUAUUACCUAAAGUCAUUAUAUGCGCACAAAGUUGAAGUUCAAGACUACCAGCUUUUCUGCAUUGCUACAGUUGAAGUCAGGGAUCAAAAAUUCAUUUUAAUAGGAAUUCUCGGUGGUUGGUGGGCUUGGUCAAGGUCACCAAGUCCUUGAGUGUUUUCUUUACUUGGAUAUAAGGUUCUAAAUAAUUAGUGAUACAAUUUAGACAGAAGAACCUGAAUUUGGUUGAGUUGAGCUGCUAACCACAUUCAAGGUCAGUUGCAUUCAGUUUCAAGGUAGUCAAUACAUGACGAUAGAAGAUUUACUAUGAUUUAGGGUCAUAGAUACACUUGAACACAGAUCGGUGAUUUCAAUAUAAGACUUUAGGAUAUGCGUUAUGCCUUUAACAAGUUUAGGCUCCCAGCUUCAGUUCUCCCCUGUUAUUUUAGAGCUAUGGUUUGGCAAAAACAUGUUUUGCAAUAAUGAUCUGAAUUCCAAAGCCAAUGAAAGAUGAAAAUUUAGUUGUUUA